AUGUUUUUCAGCAAACGUUUAGUUUGUUUUUACUGUGGACGAAAGUCAAAUCUUACAUGGAAUUCUCAAAUCUCAUAUUUUGAAUGUGAAACCUGUGAAGCCACCAAUUAUUUGGAUAGCAAUGGCAAUAUUACAGAUCCACCAUCGGCCGUCACUGGAUCAAACUUGAAUUUUCAGGAUACCCAAGCAAACACCACUGAAUCAUCUAUAUUCUGCGAACGAUGCUUGCGGAAUCAACAAUACCACUACGAUGUCAUGAGGCAGCUCGAUGUCGAGCUUGACCCUGAACAUCCAAAUUACCAGGCUUCUGAAGAGAAGAUCCGUGUUAUUAAGAAAGACCUAGACAAGCGUUAUCCAAUGGUUUGCGAAAAUUGCGCACCAAAGGCUCAGGAACAACGUGAUAGAGCAGAUAAAUUCGCAAAAUCUGACUGGCUUGGAAGGUUGAACGCUCUCAGCGAACGAAUCAGAAGCCAAAAGACAUGGAAGGAUACCUUUCAAAAUGUCAUAUAUCAAACCCUCCUUUACCCAACUGUCUCAAAAAUCUGGUACCUCGUUGUUAUCGGACAGGUUCUUGCUCUUGUUCUAGGCCUCUUUAAUGUUACAGAUAUUUUGACCAAGACCUUGAACUUGAUCCCCUUUUUACCGGACAACCUAAUAUUGAAUAUCAUCUCUUUUUUGGCAUCCAAGAGAUGCUUUGGAUGGAGUAUAUUUCACAACUUUUUGUCAUGCGGCAUGAACCCAUUCUUUUCACGAUGGUAUCCAAGAGGAAAUCCUAAACGUAUCGUUGGCUUCCUCGACUGGUAUGGAUACCAAGUCCUCUUGCAACUGGUCUUGCGAGUCAUUUUAAGCUCCACGUUCGAAAACGGACUUUUCGCACACCUUUCAUCCCACACAACGAUGAUAGCCAAUAUUUGCACCGUCUUUUUCAACUUUCUCAUUGCAUACGGAUCACGUUUCUAUCUUGGUCCUAAAAAAAUUGCGCUCUGGAAAUCAACCCCAGGCCCAAUAUACACACCAUCGGCAUUCCAGACCUCAGAAAAAUCUGGCAAUGCACUGUCAGAUGUUCUUGAUGAAAUAAUGGCCUCAACACCAAAAGGCCAUCAUCAAACACCCUCACCACCAACACACCACUCUCAACAAAGCAGCCAGUACAAUCAAGAACAGUCAUAUCAACAUGAUCGUCAAAGCCACACAUCUGGUUUUCGCGAAAAGGCUUCCGCAAAUACCUAUGCUCGAAACUACAAUCAACGCCAUGAAAUUCCAAGACAAGCGGAUCUUCUUCUGAAGACUACCACCUCUGGCUUGAAUCCCGUCGAAUUCAAUCAUUACCUAGCAACUGGUGAGUUGCCAGAUUGGAAAUUGCAAGAAGGCGAGGAGAUGGAUUGGGACCCUACCGUUACUCGUGUAAACCAUGACUUGAAUAUUCGUCAUCGUGCUCUGGACACGAAAUCCAAUUAUGAGACCCCCUUACAACAAUUCGGUCAAUCACCAUCCUCUUCGCAAUCUCUCGCUCCAUUUAACGGCCCUUCUCCAUUUUAUGGCAAACUGCCAGCGGCUCCAAUCAGUCCGGCUCAUCGACUUCGCAAUCCACCAAACAGGCCAAGGCUUGAAGCGCCAUCUGCCCAGAGAAAGGAGAAUUUCUUCAACAGCAUGACUCAAAAGCAGGCUUUUGGCCAGACGAACAACAAUCGCCAUGAGAUUCAGAUUGCAAAUCCAAAACUUCACGUCCCAGAACCUAAAGCUUACCAAUUGGAUGAUGGUUUUGAGGAGGCUUUUGGUAAAUUUUCGCUCAAGGAAAAUGAGGAUUUGCCCACUCAAGAAUUCGGAAAAUUGAGCUUUGGGAAGGCUUUAGGGUUAAGCUUAUUGCUCGGUGGAUUGGCAGUGGGCGCAGGAGCUUACUAUAACUCCAAUUCUUCAUCGCAAGACGAGGUUUCCUCGUCACUUGAAUCAAUGUCAAUUGAAAACACCUCCACUAUGUAG
Botrytis byssoidea is the source of this 1980-nucleotide messenger RNA. RefSeq lists its product as uncharacterized. The transcript has a single exon. Lineage: Eukaryota; Fungi; Ascomycota; Leotiomycetes; Helotiales; Sclerotiniaceae. Gene Ontology annotation, biological process: nuclear inner membrane organization. Bases 1 to 1980 code for a protein of 659 amino acids. Gene Ontology annotation, cellular component: microtubule organizing center attachment site; chromosome, centromeric core domain; nuclear inner membrane. The record is from RefSeq and is a predicted model, not a curated record.